AUGGCGCCACCAGCCCGAAAGGCGCUGCAGAGCGAGCAGUUCAAGAUGGCGUCUCCCAGCUUGCGCGCACGUUUUCGUCCACGCGACAAGUAUCUGACUGAUGACGAAAUCCAAGCCCUUUUGGAGCAGAGUGAUGCUGAUUUGUCGGAUUGUGAUGACUCGGAGUGGCCCGUUAACGACGCCAGAGACUCGGAUACAUCAGAGGAAGAAAUCGACAGCUCCGAUGACAAUGGUCGCCCAGUCGGCCAGCCAUCAUCCCAACGGUGCUUGUGGAAAACAAAAGCGUUCAAAAGUGUGACCAUCCAAGAUAAUGCUGCAGAGAUGAGCACGGAGGAACCAAAGUCGCCGUACACUUAUUUCUCAAGAUAUUUCCCAGGGAACUUUUGGGAUGAAUGUGCACAUCAAACGAAGCUGUAUUCCGUUCAAGAAAGGGCGGGUAGAUCUGUGAAGACCAUUGCGAAAGAGCUUAGGACUUUUGCAGGCAUCCACAUUUUCAUGGGGAUACUGAAGAUACCACGGGUACGCAUGUACUGGUCGCACCUGCUGAGUGUGGACAUAAUUACGGACGCAAUGUCACGGGACAGGUUUUUCGAGCUACGAAGCCACCUACACUUUGCAGACAGGCUGUCCGUGACAGAAGAAGAAAAGAAAGAGAACAGGCUCUUCCUCGUCAAGCCAGUCAUCGAUUGUUUCAGGAAAGCGUGCCUUGAGCUUCCACGCUCAAAAGAACUGUGCGUAGACGAGCAGAUGAUCCCUUUUACUGGCAGGUGCUCCAUGCGCCAGUGCGUGCCAAGCAAACCCAACCCAGUUGGCCUAAAGAAUUUCGUGUUGGCCGCGUCUGAUGGUCUGGUUUUAGACUUUAUGAUAUACGUCGGGAAAGGGACAGUUCCUGAUGCAGACAUGAAAGAGCUCGGCCUUGGAGGAGGCGUCGUAAAAAGACUUGUUGAGACUAUCACCAGAGAUGAGGCAACAUUUCUCUUCACCGAUAGAUAUUUCACAGGAGUGAAAGUGGCUGAUUUUCUGCUUGACAACAACAUUUUCCUCACGGGGACCAUCAUGGCAAACCGUACCAACGGUGAAGCAGCAAGAAUGCCGAAUGACAGAUCAAUGAAGCGGGGUGAAUCACAUUGCAGAGUCCGGAGCGAUGACAAGCUCUGUCUAGUGAAAUGGAAAGACAACAAGUCAGUCCUUCUGUUGUCUACUGCCUUCGGCACUGUGCCAGAGGGUAAAUGCCGGAGGUGGUCAAAAGACGAAAAGAAGAGAGUCGAAGUCACACAGCCCGACAUUGUAGACAAAUACAACCAGCACAUGGGCGGAGUUGACCUCAUUGACCGCUAUGUUGCAUACUAUCGAAUCACUGUUCGCAGUAGGAAAUGGACGGUCCGCGUUUUCACAGACUUCCUGGACAUGGCAUGCUGCAACAGUUGGAUAGAGUACCAGAGGGACUGCGACAACGCCAUGGUUCUCAAAAAGGACAGACUGGAUCUGCUGCACUUCAAAGCAGUUAUAGCUAAUGUGCUCAUACAAGCAGAGUCUUCCACUGCAAGAGGGUCUCGAGAAAACGCACAAAUCGACCAAGAACCGACUGCAAAGAAGAGGACCAAGGUAAUUCCACUACCUCCGAAUGAAGUACGGUACGACAUGACCGGCCAUUUUCCUGAGCAUGUUAAGCUCAAGUUCCAGAUGAAGUGCCGAAAUCCUCAUUGCAACGGAAAAUCGAGAGUGAAAUGCACAAAAUGCCACGUUUUUCUUUGCCUACAGAACAAAAACUGUUUCCUGGACUUCCACAACCGUUAA
Ixodes scapularis (black-legged tick) is the source of this 1797-nucleotide messenger RNA. RefSeq names its product piggyBac transposable element-derived protein 2-like. The coding region runs from base 1 to 1797 and encodes 598 amino acids. The record is from RefSeq and is a predicted model, not a curated record. Lineage: Eukaryota; Metazoa; Arthropoda; Arachnida; Ixodida; Ixodidae. The transcript is spliced from 3 exons.